Eptesicus fuscus (big brown bat) is the source of this 4998-nucleotide messenger RNA. RefSeq names its product solute carrier family 35 member E2B (gene SLC35E2B). Lineage: Eukaryota; Metazoa; Chordata; Mammalia; Chiroptera; Vespertilionidae. The coding region runs from base 794 to 2077 and encodes 427 amino acids. Gene Ontology annotation, cellular component: Golgi apparatus. The transcript has 9 exons. The record is from RefSeq and is a predicted model, not a curated record. Gene Ontology annotation, molecular function: antiporter activity.
GAGUACUCCGCGGCAGCGGGCCCGCCCUCCUUCCCGGGGAGGCUGCCGCCCAGCGCCCGCUCCGGCCGGGUCGGCUCCGGGCCCUCUCGGCGCCCGCGAGAGGCGCCCCCCCGCUCGCCCCGCCCCGGCGUCCGCACCUUAAAUGCCGCCAAGGCCCGGGCGGCCCCGACGGGGAGGCGCCGCGCAGCCGAGUGACGCGUCCUCGCGGGCCACGCCCCCACGGAGCCCGGCGACCCGCCUCCCGGCCCCGCUGCGGGGUGCGAGGGCCCCGGGCCCGGCGGGCUCCCGGUGCGCGACAGCGGUCCCCGCGGGCCGAGGCCCCGCGCCUGCGGUCAUCGCGCCCCUCCGGCCGGUGGGUGGCGGGGCCCCCGGACCUCCGGACCCCGCAGCGGAGCCGCCUCCUCCCGCGCCGGGGGCGGGGCUGCCUGCCCGCUGAGGGCGGGCCUCGGGCGUGCUUUCCGGUGAUGGCGCCGCCCGGCCCUGGACGGCGCCGCGGCCGAGGAGCGCCCGGCCCGCGUUGGGAGCAGGUCCCGAACCGCGUCCUGCGCGGGGCGUGUCUCCGGGGCGGGAACCGUUUCUCCCUGAAAGACACGGGAGUCACGUGGGCUGAGGAAGAACUGGCGGCGGGGACGCGAGCAGGAGCCGGGAGGCAGCUGUGAGGGCGGCAGCACCGGGUUCGACUGAGAUGAAAGCUUUUGGGGAGGGAAACUGCCGCAGGAGUCCCGUGUCCGCUGUCCAGACGUGGCGGCACCGCGUCGGUCCUUCCACCUGAGGACGCGCCCGCGGGGACACCAUGUCGGCGCCGGCAAAACCCGCGGAGCUGGCCCCGGGCCCCGAGGAGACGCCCCGGGGGAAGCCGCUCCUCGGCUGGGGCUCCCUGUUCGGGCCCCGAAGUGAGAAGAUCGUCUUCGCCAAGAGCGACGGCGCCGCCGAGGAGAGCGUGCUCACCGUCACCAUCACCGAGACCACGGUCAUCGAGGCGGACCUGGGCGUGUGGAGCUCGCGGGCGCUGCUCUACCUCACGCUCUGGUUCUUCCUCAGCUUCUGCACCCUCUUCCUCAACAAGUACAUCCUGUCCCUGCUGGAGGGCGAGCCCAGCAUGCUGGGCGCCGUGCAGAUGCUGUCCACCACGUGCAUCGGCUGCCUGAAGAUUUUCGUCCCCUGCUGCCUGUACCAGCACAAAGUCCGGCUCGCCUACCCGCCCAACUUCGUCAUGACCAUGCUGUUCGUGGGCCUCAUGAGGUUCGCCACGGUGGUGUUGGGUCUGGUCAGCCUGAAGAACGUGGCGGUUUCGUUCGCUGAGACGGUGAAGAGCUCCGCCCCCAUUUUCACUGUGAUUAUGUCCCGGAUGAUCCUGGGGGAGUACACGGGGCUGCUGGUCAACCUCUCCCUCGUCCCUGUCAUGGGAGGCCUGGCCCUGUGCACAGCCACCGAGAUGAGCUUCAACAUCCUGGGCUUCUCAGCCGCGCUGUCCACCAACAUCAUGGACUGUUUGCAAAACGUUUUUUCCAAGAAGCUCCUCAGCGGGGACAAGUACAGGUUCUCGGCGGCCGAGCUGCAGUUCUACACCAGCGCCGCCGCCGUGGCCAUGCUGGUUCCCGCCUGGGUCUUCUUCAUGCGUCGCCAGCACCGUGAAGCACGCCCUGUCCGUCUGGCUCAGUAUUAUCGUUUUCGGCAACAAAAUCACCAGCCUGUCGGCCGUGGGCACCGUCCUGGUGAUGGCGGGCGUCCUGCUCUACAACAAGGCCAGGCAGCACCAGCGGGAGGCCAUGCAGAGCCUGGCCUCCGCCAGCUGGACGCCGGAGGACGGCACGGAGCCGCUGGUCCCCAAGGACCCCAGGCCGCACCACUGAGCGCCGGGGCCUCGGGGUGCGCGCUGCUGUCCUCCUGCCGGAUGCGGCCCCCGCCCGCCGCUGCCCGACCCCCCGGUCAGCUGGGUAGGGAAGUGCAUGUGCGGCCAUUCCUGCCCCUUUCGGGGGUUGCAGUCCAAACCAGCGGGAAUUUGGGGACCCCCGACGUUGGCUCCCUGGGGGCUGACCAGAGCCAGCUGCCGCUGAGCCAUCGCCAUGGAAUGUGAAAACUGCCUCGCGCGGCCCCUGAGCCAGACGCCGAGGGCCGGGACCCGCCGGCCUCUGCUCGGCCCUCGCUGGGCACACAGGUCUCCCUGCAGGCAGGCCCGGCCGGUUCCUCUGUGGGCGACACCCCCACAGAGGGGACGACCGUGAGCCAGAGCCGGGUCCAGUGCCACCGUGAGCGCCCCUGCUGGUGCAGAUGGAGAGAUCUCACAGCCCACGCCAGCCAGCAGAGGCCACCCUGCGCCAGGGCAGAGGCCACCAUGCCCCGGGCCUGGGCACAGGCCAGGGAAGUCCAUGCCAUGGGGUCUGGCAGGGCGUGGGGAGGGGACACGGCACAGAAAGGGGGUCCCUGCUGCUCGGCCGGGAGCCGGGCCUGCGGGGCGUCCCUCCGGGUGGGCGGGCGGCGGAGGCGGGAAGGUGGCGUUGGCAGUGCUUGUCGGUGUUUUGUGAAAAGGAAACCGGCACCGACUCUGGGGGCACCGGUGUCAGGGCCCGAACUCGGCGCGCUGUGCGCCCAGAGCUGACCGAGGACCACGCGUGUUUGUGCCUGAGUUGGGCUGCGACUCCCAACCUGGUGGAUUUCUGAUGGGGACGCUCCACCGCCAGCCAGCCUCAGCCUCCUUCGCGCCUUUGACCAGCGAGCUGAGCCCUGGGGCUUGUCAGAAGCAGCCCCCCUGGGUGAGCAGGUCUGGCCCCGCCAGGAGCCCGCCUGCAGGGACUGAAAUCCCUAGAAAAGGAGCGGAAGGCCUCGCUCCCGUCCCGUCUCCCUCCUGCUGUUCAGGCCCCUGGUUCCCGCGGGUUUCUAAUCGGAAACUAGGAACAGAGCCUCCGGGAGGCCAGGCCUCUCGGAAACAAAGAGCAAUAAUCACGUCUCGUGAAGUCCUGCCGACUUGAAAACGCUUGCCGUGCGGUGAAGUCAAGAGGCCUUUGAACCACUCGGCCUUUCUGCGGGGCUGACCGCGGCCGCAGGACCGGCGGGGGGGUCGCCUGCUUGGCAAGCUCCCCUCACUGGACGCCUCUGCGACCUCCCGGGAUUCUGUCCCCUUCCCUCCUCUUCUGCUUCCCCGAAAACCAGCUAAGGAGGACGCCCCGCCGGCGGCCGGGGGAGGAGAUGUCGCGUUGAUCUGUGGGGACCAGGGUGAAAGCACUGCUUCCCCGGCUCCUGCCCCGCCCUCGAGAGCCCCAGCCCCACGGUGGGUGGGACGUGCACAGAGAAGGGCCUUCCCGCAGGCUCUGCCAUCCGUAGUUAGAGAGGCCGCCGGCUCCGAGGAUUGUCAGGGACUGACGUGCCCCACCCUCCACUCUCUCCCGAGGCUUUCCCCCGGUUUUGAUUUUCUGGAUUUUGGACCACAAACAAAAUGAAGAUUUUCUUAAAUUAUUAGCAAAUGAGGCAACUUCCUGCAAAGCUGCUUUGGAGACUUUUCUGGUUGGGGCUGUGGCUGGCGUGCCCUUGCUCGGGGCUGACAUUCCUUCCAUUCGUCUCGUCGCCACCACUGAGUCUCCAUGCCCGGGCGCUGCCAGGAGUCACAGCCACAGCCUCACCCGGCCUUCUGUGGAAUGACUGUGCAGACGUGAUGCGUUUUUCAUGAACUCGGUCUCGUUUUUACAGUGUGUCCUCCUCGCUGAACGGUCUCAGGUGUGUGUGCACCAGCGAUGACCAGGGAGUCGGCCACGCCUGUGUCCGGUUGUCUGUGCCUUUGUAAACAAACACUGGAACCAGGCCUGGGGCCGUCGCCUGCUCACGCCCAGCCAUACCGAGACGCGUUCACAUCGCUGGCUUUCAAAGCGUCCACUACUGAAUGGCAUAGAAAGCCUCUUGUUUUUAAAGUCCACUAGUCAUCAUUUCUGCAUAGCAGUGUGAGAGUCGUCUGCCUUAGGAAGCUGAGAACAUCCUUGCACAACCCAAAAUGUGUCUUUAAUUUGAGAAAAAAUAAACACGAUGAACAGGAAACAGGGAAAAAUGUGCUGCUCCAAGAAGGCUCCCCCGCAGAGCUGUGCCGCGGCCGCGCACGCAACGCUUCUCCCCAAACCAGUGGUGUUUGUUUCCUGCGGACGGUCACUCAGCCCGGCCCAGGGGGUGGUGGACACGCAGCCUGGCUUUUUACGUCUGUCCAGCUGAUGUGCUUCCUCGGGCUGGAAGUAUUCUCACCGUUUCCCUGGGCUGGAAAAAUGAAGGAUGUCACUGCAGAUAGAAACCUCUGCUCUUGCCUUUGACCAACGUCGUCCUGAGGACGUUAUUCUCUCCCAGAACAUGUACGUGCCCUGACGGGGGCCCCUCCGUUUUCCUAGACGCCCCAGCGUCCGAGGCAUCUGUUUCUGUUCUGGCUGAGGAGCCAAGAGCAGACGAGUCAGCUGCUCCCCGGGCUGCCAGGACAUAAAACCUUCAACCGGCUGGCUGCGAUUCUGAGUGAUGGCCACAGGACCCAUGCCCAGAUGUCCAAAUUGGGGUACAGACUGUCCUAACUGGCAAAAUCUUAUGUUUGUCUGGGCUUUGUCCCCCACCUCCCACCCCCCCACCACCACCACCGUCUUCAUUUGAGGAAAGCUGCCCUUCACUGCUGUCUGAGUUGAGUCUGAACCUGCCCGGGGUGUUGUGGGCUCCACGCUGGGAAGGCUGGUCAGGGUUUUCCCACACUGGGAAACGGGCAUUAACUAAAAUAACCAUCUACAUCAGAGCCAGGUCCUCUGUUUUCUGCCAAAUGAGCUGUGAAGUCCAGCCCAGGAUGCCCACAGUGCUCUGUACUUGGCCUGUUUCAGUAUUCAUGGGACCAAACAGGAAGUGGUUGUAGUCGAGUCGCUGUCAUCCCACCUGUGGUAACGUGUUCGCCCUGUGGUGCCGCUUGUCCUUUGUCUACAGGAAGCCCCGCAGCCACAGCCUGACUCUCGCUCUGCAGAGUCAAAUAAACGCUCUGUGCUUGCUGUC